This is a messenger RNA of Prionailurus viverrinus (fishing cat), 2892 nucleotides long. It is a transcript of the gene RBM14, whose product is annotated as RNA binding motif protein 14. The coding region runs from base 212 to 2221 and encodes 669 amino acids. Gene Ontology annotation, molecular function: mRNA binding. Gene Ontology annotation, cellular component: cytosol; nuclear speck. Gene Ontology annotation, biological process: mRNA splicing, via spliceosome. The transcript has 3 exons. NCBI's taxonomy places the organism in Eukaryota, Metazoa, Chordata, Mammalia, Carnivora, Felidae. The record is from RefSeq and is a predicted model, not a curated record.
AUUGGCUGCGCCUGAGCGCAUCUUCUUUCAGCUUCUCUGAUUGGCUGUGGGUCGCGCGGGAUGCGGGCCCCGAUUGGCUUGGUCAGAGCGCCUGCGCGGCGGGGUUCUCGGUCGCCAGCCAUUCCUGGGGAGGACUGCCGGCCGGUCGGACGUCUUGCCUGUCGCUGGAGGAGAGGUCCCGGCUCCCCGGGAAGGCGGCUGCGGCGGCAAAAUGAAGAUAUUCGUGGGAAACGUCGAUGGGGCAGAUACAACGCCAGAGGAGCUAGCAGCCCUCUUCGCGCCCUACGGCACGGUCAUGAGCUGCGCCGUCAUGAAACAGUUCGCCUUCGUGCACAUGCGCGAGAAUGCAGGCGCGCUGCGCGCCAUCGAGGCCCUGCACGGCCACGAGCUGCGGCCUGGGCGCGCGCUCGUGGUGGAGAUGUCGCGCCCACGGCCUCUUAACACUUGGAAGAUUUUCGUGGGCAAUGUGUCGGCUGCGUGCACGAGCCAGGAAUUGCGCAGCCUCUUCGAGCGCCGCGGACGCGUCAUCGAGUGUGACGUGGUGAAAGACUACGCGUUUGUUCACAUGGAGAAGGAAGCAGAUGCCAAAGCCGCCAUCGCGCAGCUCAACGGCAAAGAAGUGAAGGGCAAGCGCAUCAACGUGGAACUCUCAACCAAGGGUCAGAAGAAGGGGCCCGGCCUGGCUAUCCAGUCUGGGGACAAGACCAAGAAACCAGGGGCUGGGGAUACGGCAUUCCCUGGAACUGGUGGCUUCUCUGCCACCUUCGACUACCAGCAGGCUUUUGGCAACAGCACUGGUGGCUUUGAUGGGCAAGCCCGUCAGCCCACACCACCCUUCUUUGGUCGCGACCGCAGCCCCCUGCGCCGUUCACCUCCCCGAGCCUCCUAUGUGGCUCCUCUGACGGCCCAGCCAGCCACCUACCGGGCCCAGCCCUCAGUGUCGUUGGGAGCUGCCUACAGGGCCCAGCCAUCUGCCUCUUUGGGUGUCGGCUAUCGGACUCAGCCCAUGACAGCCCAGGCAGCCUCUUACCGCGCUCAGCCCUCUGUCUCCCUUGGGGCCCCAUACAGGGGCCAGCUGGCUAGUCCUAGCUCCCAGUCUGCUGCAGCUUCCUCGCUUGGCCCAUAUGGUGGAGCUCAGCCCUCGGCCUCAGCCCUCUCCUCCUAUGGGGGUCAGCCAGCUGCGGCUUCCUCGCUCAACUCCUAUGGGGCUCAGGGUUCCUCCCUUGCCUCCUAUGGUAACCAGCCAUCCUCUUAUGGCGCGCAGGCUGCCUCCUCCUAUGGGGUUCGUGCGGCUGCCUCCUCUUACAACACCCAGGGAGCAGCUUCCUCCCUAGGCUCCUAUGGGGCCCAGGCAGCCUCCUAUGGAGCCCAGUCUGCAGCCUCCUCACUUGCUUAUGGGGCCCAGGCAGCUUCUUACAAUGCCCAGCCCUCGGCCUCUUACAAUGCCCAGUCUGCCCCGUAUGCUGCACAGCAGGCUGCUUCCUACUCUUCCCAGCCGGCUGCCUAUGUGGCACAGCCAGCUACAGCUGCUGCCUAUGCCAGCCAACCAGCUGCCUAUGCUGCACAAGCCACUACCCCAAUGGCUGGCUCCUAUGGGGCCCAGCCGGUUGUUCAGACCCAGCUGAAUAGUUAUGGGGCUCAAGCAUCAAUGGGCCUGUCAGGCUCCUAUGGGGCUCAGUCAGCUGCUGCGGCCACUGGCUCCUAUGGUGCUGCAGCUGCCUAUGGGGCCCAGCCUUCUGCCACCCUGGCAGCUCCGUACCGCGCUCAGUCGUCAGCCUCAUUGGCUGCUUCCUAUGCUGCCCAGCAGCAUCCCCAGGCUGCUGCCUCCUACCGUGGCCAGCCGGGCAAUGCCUACGAUGGGGCAGGUCAGCCGUCUGCAGCCUACCUGUCCAUGUCCCAGGGGGCCGUUGCCAACGCCAACAGCACCCCGCCGCCCUAUGAGCGUACCCGUCUCUCCCCACCCCGGGCCAGCUACGACGAUCCCUACAAAAAGGCUGUCGCCAUGUCGAAAAGGUAUGGUUCCGACCGGCGUUUAGCCGAGCUCUCUGAUUACCGCCGUUUAUCAGAGUCGCAGCUUUCGUUCCGCCGCUCGCCGACAAAGUCCUCGCUGGAUUACCGUCGCCUGCCCGAUGCCCAUUCCGAUUACGCACGCUAUUCGGGCUCCUAUAAUGAUUACCUGCGGGCAGCUCAGAUGCACUCUGGCUACCAGCGCCGCAUGUAGGGCCAUCCUGGCAUGGGGCACCACAGGGAGGGAAGGAGAGGAGAGGUCGGGUAGGGUGCAGGCCCAGGUUAUAACCACUGGCCCAUACCUCUCCCGUUUGCGGUUUUUCAUCCCCUCUACCCUGUGGGCCUUCCCCAGGAGAUGAUCCUUUUGAGUGUUCGGCAGUAACCUACUUUGUUCCUUCGCCUCAGCAGCAAAUCUUGCUACUGGCUCUAGAUCUGCGGUUUCCCCUCUCCCCUGCCUCCCAUCUCCCCAGGAUGGGAAUUUCUUUUAUGUUUUUAUUUUUUCCUGGCUCCCUUUUAUUUUUGUGCGCGAUAUUUAAGGUCGUCUGGAUGGGGAAGCAACCUGCAACUGAGGUCGGCGGCGCCUUUUUCUUUUUAGAUGUGAGGGAGGCCAGGAAAAGGUUAGCUUAACCAUUUCCUGUGCGCCAGUGUGCCAGCAGUCCAGGGGGCCCUGACUUUGUCCCACUAUAGACUGUGUUGAGACUGAGUUCCUGUCGGGACGGUCGGUAUAUGUCCAAAUCCCUACUGACCCCCUGAUGUUCUAGCUGAUGCUGAGUGGCACAGUCCCACAUCCCCAUCUCCCCAAGUAGGUGGUGUUAGAAAACCUUAAUUUUUUUUCCCUUUUGUAUGGACUACAAAUAAAACUUGGGGCAAUUUGCAGUUUGGAAA